Molecule: messenger RNA, 7456 nt
Organism: Bicyclus anynana (squinting bush brown)
Lineage: Eukaryota; Metazoa; Arthropoda; Insecta; Lepidoptera; Nymphalidae
Exons: 3
Coding region: 130-432 (100 amino acids)
Cellular component (GO): plasma membrane
Molecular function (GO): calcium channel regulator activity; GTP binding
Source: RefSeq, a predicted model, not a curated record
AGGGGGAGUCUCUGAUGACGUCGGUGAGCAUCGACCACAACGUGGACGAGCUGCUGGUGGGGCUGCUGACGCAGAUCCGCCUCAAGCAGCAGCACGCUGAGAGAGUGAGGUGAGGAGGGGGAGUCUCUGAUGACGUCGGUGGGCAUCGACCACAACGUGGACGAGCUGCUGGUGGGGCUGCUGACGCAGAUCCGCCUCAAGCAGCAGCACGCUGAGAGAGUGAGGAAACGAAGCAGUUCGCGCAAGAACCGCAGCCGCGCGCGGUCGCCGCUCGAGGCAGAAGUAGUGGCGCCGACCGCGCCGGCCUCCGCCGCCAGCACGCCGAGGAAACGCUCGCGGCUCUCUGCUAGUGUUAAGGUGCGAGGUCUGCUGGGCCGCGUGUGGGCGCGCGACUCCAAGUCCAAGUCGUGCGAGAACCUGCACGUGCUCUAGCACUCGGCCGCCGAGCCCGUCGCCUGCUUCCCCUUCUUCGACUGCGGGGCCCUCGCCUAGCCGCCACCAGCCAAUGAGGCCUUCGCCUAGCCGCCACCAGCCAAUGAGGCCUUCGCCUAGCCGCCACCAGCCAGUGGGGCCUCGCCCAACGCACAUCAGGCUAUGAAUGCGGGGCUUUAGCGUAGCCGCCACAACAACACAAUGUCACAUAUUAUUUAACAGCUUAGUUAUGAUUUUCCGAAUUGCUUAGCAAAUAGCUUCCAUCAAAAGGGACAAUGCAUCUAUAGCUUGGCAAGAUCGUUACAUGACACGAUGAUACUCCCAUGCGUCCCACGAAAGACUGCUCGGGUAUGAAGUUGUGCGAGCGGGGCAUCGCUACCCCCCACCCGGCCCGCGCGGACCACCGGAUGUGUUACGAACGAAUUUGCCAAACUACUAUUUCGGUGUACACUAAUCCUCAACUAAACUUUAUCACUUGUGUUCAACAGUUAUUUUAAUAUUAAACAACUCAUGACGGCUUCACACGCAGUUAAUUAAGUUUAUUUUUAUGCCAAUUAUUGGCGUACCUAACGAGCAAACCGCCCCCUGACCCCUAAGUUUUUUUUAGUUUUUAAAACACCAACGCCUGUGACGAGACGCCAGCCUCACACGGGUAAAUAUACCUUCAAGUCUGCAGCGCGCUUACGGAUGCAGAGCUGACAGAUAUAUCGAAAAGCCGUAAUAGAGCAACACCUCACGUCCUCGGGCACGCUCGGUGACACCACGUCUCGUGUGCUCCAACACCCGAUAACCCGGGGAAAAGAUUUUAAGUUAGGCUUGUAAAUUCACCGACAACGUCCCUUCAGAACGAAUCUUUAUGUUCUGUUAAUAAUAUAUUUUAUAAAUCUUAACUGCUUGGAUCGUUUGAUACGCAUAGCGAUAGUAUUACUUUAGUUUAGUUCAGGAUUAGUGUACCUACAUGCGAAGGUAAUCCCACUGUUACAAUUAUUUAUUAAAUAGAAAGUUAAAGAAUAAUAACAGCGGCUUUCGAAGUUCCGGUGGCAAAAUGUUAUUUAUAAUUUUGGUAAGUAAUUGCAGUUACUGGUACCAAAACACAAACAAUUAUUAUAUUUGAAUAUUACCCAUGCAGUGCGAUUAUGGUAUUAAAAUAUACAGUUUUAUUAAAACAAAUGGAACCCAAAGUUUUUUUUUAAAUAAGAGACGAAUUUAUGCAUUCCAUGGGAACUGUGCGGGCGCCAGGUCCAUCGCGUGGUAUUGCGGAAUCCGAGGACUUGUGACCCCGUAAUGAAUACAAUGAAUUAGGUACCCGUUAUGGGUAACAAAAUGUCAUUUUUGAAAACUCUCUGUAAUUUCAAUGCUUAUAAAGAUAGAUAUACUGUGAAAGUACAAAGCGCAAAACAAAUUCUUUUGAUUGGUAAGGCACUGCAUGCAAGUCAAAUUUAUAUUUUACACAAAUCAAACUCAGAUAUAGGUAGGUAAGUAUACAUGUUAUAAUAUGCGAUGAGUAGAGAUUUUUAUAAACAGUUCAAAUGAUUAAAAUAUAUCGUUUCGUAUCGUUAAAAAAGUUUUCUUAUAAUUGAUACAAAUUGCACACAAGUUUCAAGCGUAAGUUUCAAAGGAGAGUUUUUCGAAAGAAACUGAAAUAAUCUUGUCAAUGUGGCGAUAUUACUUUCUAACUAUCGCUCGUAUUGCAGAUAUCUCCUUGUGUAAUUAUCAGUAGGAAUGAGAAUGCUUCUAGCUAAAUAAAGACGGGAAUACGGCGGGCCGGCGACGACUUCGAUCACGAAAACCCGAAGUCAAAUGAAUUUAUAACUUUUUAAUCUAAAAAACAUAAAAUUAUGAAAGCCAUAAUUUAACGACAUGAAGAAAAACGUUCCAUAUUUUUUUUUCAAAGUAAUAAGUUUUAAUGAAAAUGUUCUAACUAAGUUUAUGUAAUAAUUAUAUCGUGUUACUUUGAAUAGAUUAGUCGGUUUAUUUUUAACAAAAUUCUUGUAAUGUUUAUCUUUGAUUAUCUAUUAUUGUUGUUUUAUAUCAAUUCAAAUUAAAUUAAGUAUUACAUCUCAAUUUUGAAAAUGUUAUUUACUAAUUUAAUAUUUGUAUGUUGAAAUAUAAUAAAAUGAGAUGAUAAUUAUUUUAAUUGAAAACUAUAAAAGUAUUAUUGACGUAUGUAGAUAUAAAAAUAUAUUGUGAUCCCAAUGUGUCUCCUCGAUAAAUGUUCAUAUUCCAUGUAGACUUUAGGAUAAUCCAUUAUUGAUACUAAUAUAUUAUUAUACGCAUAAAUCUACUAUUAUAAUAAAUUAUAUUACAGCAUUAAAUUACAUAAUAAGUUUAUCAUUAACAUAUAUUACAGAAUCUGCUAAAAUAUACUGAACUAAUAAUUGACAUAUUUGAAUAUUAUUGUGAAUUUUUAUAGGUAGGUAUGCCUAUAUUUAUCGUAAUAUUAUUGCAUUUUUUGAUUGCUAGGUAUGUUUAAGUAAUUAUUUUUACAAAUAUAAAGAUAAAGGAACGAUGUAAAUUGAUCAAAGUUCAGACAAAUUAGUGAUUGAGUCAGUAUUGUAUAAAUGUAGGAGAUAUAGAAUUAAAACCGUAUUCUAAAUAAUUUGUUCUUCCGUCGUCUAACUAUCUUCGUAAGAUCAAUUUAAUAUUUGUUUGUUAUAUUUAACUUCAUGAUGGCACGAUUGAGUACCAUUUGUUUGUUGUUCUUUAAUUAAUUUAUUGCGCUUCGAAUAAUAUGUUAAAAUCUUCUUCCUAUCUUUCUCGAGAUGUUAAAAAACAUCAAAACCAAUCGGGUCCACGGCUUGAAAUGUAAGCUAACGAAUUAGGAAUAGACAAAUCGUUUAAAAUUACAGAAUUAGUUGUAGAGAGAGAGAGAAAUUCAUGUAGUGCAUGGUAGAGGUAUACUGAGAGAAACUGAUAGAGGAAAGAUGAUAAGCAAACAGGGCAAACUUAGAGUGUAACGUAUGCUGUAGAAUGUAGAAAAAUUCGCAGACAAAAUGAAAGUUUUUGGACGACAUCCAAAGUUUUAUAUAAUAAUUGUACCUCUUAAAAAAUAAAAAUUGAAUCCAUCCAAUCAAAUUAUUUCCAAAAUCUUACGAUUUGGUCGAUGUGGUAGCUUAUAUGGAUUUAAAUUCGAGUGAACCUAACAGAACAUAUUAGAAUGUCAACAAGUAAUGGAGUAGAGUAGAGUUAGGACAUUUUUGUUAAACUUGAAAAAAUUGAGGAAUUUAGUUCGGGCUACACUAAUACACCAAAAAUUAUCUAACCUUUUGAAAAAAAACAUAAUUACCUAAUCUCUAAUCUAUUCCAUUAUUGCAUUAAACAAAGCAUAGCAGAAUGAAAUUAUGAAUUCGAGACCCGCAAAGUGUUUUGUUUUUUCAUAGGAUUAAUGCCCUAGACUAAGAAUUUGUUUACACAAUCAUUUCAAUUUGAGUGCCUGACAUUUAGUGAAUAUUUUGAAAGCCCUCCGUAAUACCCAUUUGCCUUAUUUUAUUAGAAUUUAUUUUAUAGUUGGACCCUUGUUCGUUAUAAAAUGUAAAUCGAUGCGAUUUCCGAGUGGUGCAUUUUUUCGAUAUUAUAACGGACAUCGGUCCAGGUGGGUAUAUUUAGACGCUAGAAAACUACAAUUAUAUUCGUAAUAAUAUUAUACAUAAAAAUAUCUGAAUUACUAAUUUAAAAUUAUAAGAAGUAGAUGUAUUUCAUGUUUUGGUGUCAUAUUUAGUCAUUUAAAUGUGAGAUUUGGAGGAGUUUCAUUUACCACGAUAUUAUUUGCAUUUAUUUUCUAUUAUUAUUAUAUUUUAAAUUAAAUAAUUUAAGAAAAACGUAGCACCUAGUUAAUGUUGAAUAUGUUAAAUGUGUUAUGUUCUUCUGUUUAUCUAUAUUAAAUGCAACAGGAUGCGCUAGGUGAUUGAUUGAUUGGUAACCUAGAAGUUAUUACAUUAUACAGAAAAAACUUUCUACUGAAAUAAGAGAGCACGGAAAUUUUACACAAAACUGGUUCUUGCUGACAUAGAUGUUUUGCCGCCCUUAUAAUUUGGUAAAUGAAUCUGCUCCAAAACGAUUAGUCUAGUACUUAGAUGUGAUUGCGCCAAAGUACGUGCGCACAUACAAAUACAUAGUUGUGGCAGACUUUUAACGCUUUAUUAAAUCCCAGGGUCCAAAUAAAACACCAAUUUCACCUCGCCCUUGGACUAUCCUGGACCAUCCUAGAACUAAUCGCCAUCAGGUAGGUAUCAUUAGAGAAAGUAGAAGCAGCUGUUUUAAAAACGCUAUCGCUGAAUAUCAAUUUUCAUAAAAAUAUUAAUAUUUUUAUCAUUAAUUUAAUUAAAAAACUGUCAUCAAUUUUAAUCCAAUCUCUUAAUGAUUUCAAAUCAGUCUCGAUAGAAGAAAAAUAUCAGAACAAAAUAUUUUUAUUGUUUCGUGGACUUGUGUAAUGGAAUGCGAUGUUCAGCUUUAGUGUUUUUGUAUUGUAGCUAAUGAAGUAGGGAAAACCAGGGAAUUGACAAUAAGGGUAUCUCCUAGGUAAUAAAAAAGUUUCCGUAUGGAUUUCCAAGUUUGACAUCUUCCUCCAAGACUUUGUUAAACAAGUAUUCUAAAAGUCGCUUACAAAGUAUUUUUGCUGUACCUUGGGCUUGUUUUCUUGUAACGGCUUAAGCAAUAAUUAAAUAAAUAAAAAAAUAUCGGAAAUCCUCCAAUGAUCAGUCUUUCUCGAUGACAUUUAAAUUGCUUACUUCAAAAUAUAACAAACCUCUGCAAGGCAUCACAACAUACACAUUAGACAUUCAAUCCUAAUUGAUUCACGUGGAGAUUUUCAGAUUAUGUGCAAAGCUUCACAACCUGAAUUUGUAAAGACGUCAAUUUUUAUGUCAUAGAGAAUUUAAUUCCAUCCCGAUAUACAUAAAGCUUGAAAAGCUGUAUUUAAUGAAAGUAACCAAGCUGAUAUAAUCUUCUUAAGCAAUCCUUUUAUCCUCUGCUUCCCAAAAACUCAGAACCUAAGUCUGAACCUAAAACUAAGUCCAUGACUAAAUGAUAUUCCAUUGGACCACGUUAAGCAAUAUGUCUCUAUAUUUGAUAGUCCAAUAGAUUUCAUAUAUUGUAGGCGUAGCUUACCUUAGAUUUUUAUAUCAUUAUAUGGUAAAUUAAUAUUCGAUCGUAGCCCUGUAACAUUGGUGUUUGUGUCCCUGCGAAUACGUCACCCGUUCCAUUGAUUCACCAUUUGCUAUUUAAUGAUUAUUGUAAAUAUCUAUUGUUUUUGCUACAGCGCAAUCUUGAACAGACAACAUGGGCACGUCGGUUGUCUUACUGAAUGCCGUGGAUGCAACGCCUUCACUAUAGACGAAACUUUAAACCCGCAGUCACCCGCGUGAUGCAAGGGUGGCGCAACUGUUGUCAUAUCUUCCAAUUAAUGGAUAAAUAUAGUACCUGCAACCCCGCUCCUCUGUCGCUACCCUCUGUCGACUUACCCUGCACCUCUGCACUGCGCGGGUGAGGUACUUAAUUACACAGUUUGCCUGUAGAUUUUUAAAGUCGAGCAAGUCUGGCGAGCUGCUAAUCGAUUUUUAAUACGUAGGCUAUAUCAAUCUGAGACAGAUGGAAGUUGUUCUAGUUUCCCAUUAAGAGUUGACCACAGAAUCAUGGAAAAUAAAUUUCAAUUCAAUUGUCUUUCAAAUUAACUGAUAAUGAUAUAAAAUAAUAAAUUAUCUUCCGAUAUUUGAUGAUAAAUAAAACGGAACGUUCAAGGAACAGUUGCAUUCACGGCGUUUACUGUUGUCUGUGCAACGUUUGUUAAUAAAACUUCAUUUAUAAUUAUUUUAAAGUGCAUAAUUUGUACAUAUUUAUAAUAUUAUUGAAUUUAUACAUUACUACAUUACAUUUACUCUAAAUAGCGCCAUUAGUAACAAUAUUUAUUCGCAAUUUAUACAAAAUAUACAUCUGUCAGAAAUGUUCUGUAGAGCAUACAUAAAGUUUUAAUAUCAUGUGAUACAUCAUUAAGACAAAUCACCCUUUAAAAGUGCCGCUUCCUAUAUUCAAUUUCAUUUGAUAGGUACCAACGAAGAAAUAUUGUACUCGGACAAAGUUGAUAAAAGUUUUAUUUAUAAAGUCAGUCAAGUGAAAAAGUGCAUUAAAAUCUCAUACGAAAUUCUCCUAAAGAGUUCUAUCCUGAUACCUUCUUUUAGCUUUUCAGCUCAACUCUGAAUUCUCCGCUUAUCCAAAACCCAAGUUGACGUUACUGCGGAAAUACAAAAUCAGAAGAAAAAUCUAAUGGUUAUAAAAAAAAUUUACAAUCUAGUCGCGAUAUUUUUAAGGGGUUAUCUGUCACUUCACACGCUCCAAAAUUGGCAGUUACAUCAACAAGAUCGUGAUGAGUUUGAAUGUAUCUGCACAUCACUAGUGGUGACGUAACCAUUGUUAUGAAGUAAUGAAACAUAUCUAUAUACACAGUUUUCAGAUCAAUUUUGCGCACAACACGAUAGAUAUCACAUUUAUUAUAGUUUCCGUGUAGAUGAGGGCCUUUUUGAAAUAAUGUAACUUUUUGACAACUUCUCAAUGAAAUUGUUCAUUAAAAGUUUUAAUUUACAAUGUUUUGAGUUUAUCGGGAAAAGUGUUGUAGACACAGAAAAUGUUCCGCUUAUAAAAUAUAGUUACUUAUAUUAUCAUAAAUAUGGAUUUUUAAUAAUUCAUGAUGAAUCGAGAAUUUGUCAAAAAUAAUAAAAAAUAUACAAGAUUUGGAAAGCAAAAUGUUUUAUUCGAUUAAUAAGUUUUGUAUUUUAGUUUUAAUUAGCAUUAUAGCAUUUAUUAUUAUAGUUUAUUUGUUAAAUGUGACAUUUCGAAAUAUAUUCUGAUGUUUCUUAUAUAAAUUAAUUAUUAUUUUAUUUUAAAUCUCAAAAUAGUAAUAAAGAUAAUUUAAUAAUAAAUAUUACCUACAAUAAUUUGGAUAUAAACAAAUCAAAACAGUUAAGAUUUAAAAAAAAUUAAAAGGAGAAUUUAUUGCUUUUGAAAAAGAAAACAAAUACAGCUCGGAUCUCAA